Messenger RNA from Anopheles moucheti, 831 nucleotides. RefSeq lists its product as uncharacterized. The record is from RefSeq and is a predicted model, not a curated record. Bases 1 to 831 code for a protein of 276 amino acids. The transcript has a single exon. NCBI's taxonomy places the organism in Eukaryota, Metazoa, Arthropoda, Insecta, Diptera, Culicidae.
AUGACGCUAGAAGAAAAGGUUAACCGUGCUGCCGCAUUUACCGCGAGUUUUGUGCCUGAACGCGACGCACUAAAGGUUCCUUUUUAUGCUGCUGAAAUUGAGCGAGUUGCUGCUGAAUACGACGGAGUGCAACAAUUCAUCGAAAAUGGCGUUGCACCGGAGGAACGCGCGCUUGAGAGUCAGUCCAGGGCCAUGAUGGAGGAUACCAUAAUGGCCGUGCGGGCAAGCCUUCAGGGUUUGAUGCCAUUAACGCAUCCUGCUGCUGCAACUACUAGCCAACACCCAGCCGCGGAAAUAAGGCUGCCAAGAAUUUCGCUGCCUGAGUUCGAUGGUGACGAAAUGAAGUGGGGUGCUUUUAAGGAUACUUUCGAGGCGCUCAUUCAUAAAAGUACCGAGGUGCUCGAUAUUCAAAAGUUCCACUACCUGCGGGCAGCUUUGAAGGGAGAAGCUGCCAAGCUGCUCGAUUCCAUUCCAUUGCGGGCAAAAAAUUAUCCAAUUGCAUGGAAAACGUUGGUCGAACGACAUGCCAACGAGUAUUUGCAGAAAAAGAGACACCUGCAAGCCAUGUUUAACAUAUCGAAAGUGCAGAAGGAAUCGCACGCAGCGCUUCACAAAUUAGUGGACGAGUUUGACAAUCACGUGAAAAUGCUCCACCAGCUCGGAGAGCCAACUGAUAAGUGGAGCACUAUUCUGGAAUACGUGCUUUGUCUGAAGCUACCGGAAGAGACGCAGAAAACUUGGGAAGAUCAUGCAUCUACGGUCGAGACGCCGGAUUGCGCAACGCUAAUAGAUUUCCUACAAAGAAAGAUGAGAAUAUUAGAAUCUCGAUGA